This is a messenger RNA of Geodia barretti, 2834 nucleotides long. NCBI's taxonomy places the organism in Eukaryota, Metazoa, Porifera, Demospongiae, Tetractinellida, Geodiidae. The record is from the annotation of a GenBank genome assembly.
UACAACUAUCGAAAAACCACCGACUGCUUGGCCUUCGAGGGUAAAAUAUACGUUGAAACAGCUUUUUUCGCAGAAGUACUUCAACUGAGGCAAUCUAGUCGCGCAAACAAGCAGAGAGAGAAUAAUGACUGGGAUUGCGGGUCUCACACCACUCGCCCCGAGUUCCUGCAGCUGGGGACGGAGGAGAUGAGGAACUUCGCGUCGGAGAAGACCGUCAAGGCACCAAGUCUCCUGAAGAAAUAGAGAAGCUGACAGUUGAUGAGACACUCUCUCCUAUUGAAAAGGCUGAUCUUCUCCUCAGGACGGGUCAGGAGGUACAGAAGGUGUAUGCAGUCCAGCAGUUGCCCUGUCUCCUGGAGACCAACAGAGAUCAGACUCUCAACAAGAUCGUCCCGAGAAUAUGUGGAAACCUGCCCAGUGCCUCGGCCAAUAUCCAGACGGCAGCUGGGCGGAGUCUGGGCGUGGCCUUAUCCAGGAAUCUAAUCCCCACCCACAUUUUCUCCUCCUCCUUUCUGCCCCUGGUGAUCAGACUCGUCAAUUCCAGAGACCCUUCUGUCAGCAGUGUAUGGUUGGACGCGUUGCUAGUGGCAGUUCCGUCGCUAACGAAGGACGUAAUUAGGAGGGACAUACUCUCGUUGGCUGUUGCUAGGUCGCAGUUGUCACAGACGGUCAAUUCUAGGAAGUCUGGCUGUCUCAUUUUUGGAGCUAUCGCACAGAAAUUUGAACCAUUCUGGUUGAAGAGAGAGGUGUUUCCACAAGUAAAGUCUCUCUGUCAAGAUGUGGACUCUGAGGUCAGGAUAACCAUGUGCUCCCAGCUGCACAUCUUCGCCAAAUGCAUGAACCCAGAGCUAGCGAAAUCCUGUGUGCUCCCCGAACUAACGGAGCUGACAAACGACGAAGAACCUGCAGUCAGAGAGACGGCUCUGGAGUCAAUAGCCGAUGUGGUCCCCCAUCUACCAGUGGAGACAGUCAGAACUGUGGCGGUCCCUCUGGUCGUAAAAAUCUUUCAAAAAUCACUGACCGAUGUUUCCAGUCCUGAUUUGACCGGCGUGGCACGACUGCUGGGGAAACUCAGCCACCAACUGAAAGAUGUGAUGACGGCCGACUUGCGUGACUGGUUUGUCAAGUUCUACUGCCAGCUCAGCAGGUUUGACGACCCCGUUAACGAGGGGAGGCCCCACUCCGUUGCCACGCCAACCACCACCGUCCGGAAUGGAAUGAGGACGGAAUGUCGUCGUCUCUGUGCUUACAACUUCCCUGCAAUGGUGCAGAUGGUAGGAGGAGGCGGGUACGCCGUGAAGCUAAGCUCCACCCACCAGGACCUGGCAACAGACGAUUCGCCUCGCGUGAGACACACCGUUGCCAGCGGUUACCACGAGGUGGUCCGGUUGAUAGGAGACAAGAGUAUGAGUGCGGUGGGCAUCUAUCAGAAACUACUCAACUCAAAAUCAGUUGAACAUCCCGGUAUUCCGGAGCUGAUCGGUCCACUGAUAAUAGCAGAGGGUGUGGCCGGCAGCUGUCGUCAAUGGCGACUCCACGAGCAGAUAGUAACAGGGUUUUCCUCAUUGGUUCACUGCCUAACGACGGACCAACUGUACAACAAGAUAGUCCCCAUUCUUAUGAAGAUCAUCACUGGAAAGUAUGUUCGUCCAGUGAAGCUGGCAUCGUGUCAGUCACUAGCAGUUGUCACCAGGCACCUCCGGAAGGCCGACCAGAGAUCAGCCGUCGUCGACAGACUAAGCAGAGAGUGUGCCCAGAGCAAUGGCUGCCACAACAGGCUGCUCUACCUCGACCUUUGUACCAUCAUUCUGACUGUCUUCUCACGAUCUUUCUUCAAGCAGCAUUUCUUCUCCCCUGCUCUGGCCUUGGGCAACGACUCGGUGGUGAAUGUGAGACUGCGACUCUGUCAUCUUCUGCCAGCCCUCAAGACCACUCUUAAACUCCCCGGUGACAGUGCCUUGCUCCAGGAUCUGGAUGCGACAGUGCGGCUGCUGUUGUCACGGGAACGAGACACCAACACAACACAGGCAAUCCGCUCUGCCGUUCUGGAAUUGGACCGCAUACAAGUCGCCAUGGAGACAUUAACGAGACGGACGUUCUUUGAGGCGGAUCUGAUAGACCGACAGAAGGAGAUAGAGGAGAGGCAGCUCUAUCAGUGGGAGGAGAGGGAGAAGGAGAGAGAGGCAGCCACCACGGCUGCGGGGAAGAAAGGCAGAAGCUCUCCAGCCACUCAGAGGGCUGUGCAACAAGUCAAGAAAACCAAAGCCACCAGAACAAUCUCCGGUCCACCAUCGUCUGCCAGUCCAAUUGUGUCAUCUCAUCGCUCGGGCUCCAUCCCCACCCUCACACCUCUCACCAUCACCUCCUCACCCUCUCCCUCCUCCUCCCCCUCCACCCUCAGGAGAAACCUCGCUGUUCCGAAGCCAAAGGGAGGAGUUGGGAUUGGAGGGACAUCCCCUCCCGCGAUACACCGGUCCCAGUCCGGAGUUUCCAUGACUCGGUGUGACAGCGUGGAGUCUGCCAUGAGCAGUGGGCUGCUGUCCCACAGUGUUCCUGGAUCUCCAUAUUCUGGUAAAUAGAAGAGAAAGACUUGUUUUCCGAGAAUUUCUGCCCCUUUGACUCUUUUAUCUGCUGACAUUGUUUCAACUUUCGUUUUUCUGCCAUGCAAGAGAACUUGUUUUUUCCCCUUCAAGAAUGCCCCCCUUUCUCACUUCAACUGAUAAGCUCAGCUAUACACUGGGUUGUUUUCUGUGCAUGUCAAUUUGAAAGUGAAAAGUAGGUAUACAGAAGUAGGAAAAGCCUUUGCCCUACUUACUGUGUGUAACUGGCCCCUG